AGGACAACGGUACAACGGGCAUAAUGCCACCCAAGAGUUUGGACGCUGCUGAUUGUGCAGUUUUUGGCAUUCUUACGGCUGUGGGAUACGUGGUCGGCCUCUACUUUUCGUUUGCUCGCCGUCGACGACAGUUCACGUCAGCGGACCAUGGCAGCAACAGCGCUGCGAUGGAGACAUUCCUUGGCGGGCGCAGCCUUCCCGAAGCCGCCCUGACGGUCUCAGUUCUGGCCUCCGUGGUCAACGGAGUGUCGGUGGUUGGCUUCCUCGGACAUUUUUACGGCUACGGAUUCCACACCAUGUGGCCACUGUCCGCAAUGCCACUGGCGGUGCUCGUAACGUCGACGGCACUGGUGCCUCUGCUGUACAACAUGCGCGCUGCUUCUAUCUUCCAGUACCUGCGCCUACGUUUCGACAACAAAGUCGGCAUCACCGCUUGCAUCGUCUACUUCAUGCUCAGUCAAACCCUGGGAGCAGUGGGAAUCUACAGUGCCGCUGUUGGAGUAUCUACAAUGUUUUCCGUGCCCCUGCUGUACUGCAAUGUUGCCAUCGGUCUGGCCGGAACUAUUUAUACAGCUCUGGGUGGACUUCGUAGCGUUGUAUGGGCAGACUGUGCUCAAGCAGCGGUGAUGGCUGCGACACCUGUAAUCAUCAUUGGAAAAGUCAUCUACGACUCAGACAGCGCCAACCCACCGUUGAGGCCUCUCUCUGACUUCAAUGCUACGCAGUACAUGUUUAGAACGAGCUUUGACCCGACAACCGAGGAGAACGUUUGGAGUGGUUUGGCAGGAGCGCUGCCUUACAGCUUUGUGCGGUUUGGGUUCGACCAGAUGGUAGUGCAACGAUUCAUGGCAGCGAGGACCCUACGAGAAGCAAAAAGGCUAGCCGUCACCGGUGCCGUUCUUGUAAUCGCCUUCUUUGUCACGUCAGCAUUCGGAGCCUUGUCAAUAAUCUACUGGUACAGAGACUGUGAUUUAGCUCUAUCCGGUGCCAUCAGCAGCUACGACCAGGUUGUUCCAUACUUCUUAAGAGAGCGGCUCUCUGACGUUACAAUGGUGCGGGGCAUAUUCUUGGCUGGUCUGCUGAGUGCUUCCACAAGCACGGUGUCGUCAAUCGUCAAUUCUCACGCAGCGACGUUCUACAUCGACAUCGUCUCGCCAUACGUCGACAUGAGCGAGAGUACAGCGGUGAACGUGAUGCGCCUUCUGGCUCUGGCCAGUGGCACCAUAAUGACGCUCUUCGCAAUCGCCGUGCCAUAUGUUGGCUCGGCUACAACGGUAUUCGUUUCCUUAUACACCUCCGCUGCGGGCCCGUUUGCUGGCCUCAUUCUUCUGGCGAUCUCGUCGCCGUGGGUCAACGCAAAGGGUGCAGCGUUGGCAUGCCUGCUGGCCUGUGCACUGCAGUUGUGGCAUGCCGUGGGCAGAGGACUAUCGGCUAUGCCUGCUCCACCUGUGAUUGCCGGGACGAUGGACCGGUGCCCGCUUGUGACCAAUGACACCGAUCCCGCAGAAGGGGUCGAAGAAUUCCAUGAAUGA
Dermacentor silvarum is the source of this 1532-nucleotide messenger RNA. RefSeq names its product sodium-coupled monocarboxylate transporter 1-like. Gene Ontology annotation, molecular function: symporter activity. NCBI's taxonomy places the organism in Eukaryota, Metazoa, Arthropoda, Arachnida, Ixodida, Ixodidae. The transcript has 13 exons. Gene Ontology annotation, cellular component: membrane. The coding region runs from base 24 to 1532 and encodes 502 amino acids. Gene Ontology annotation, biological process: sodium ion transport; transmembrane transport. The record is from RefSeq and is a predicted model, not a curated record.